This is a messenger RNA of Lingula anatina, 1386 nucleotides long. RefSeq lists its product as uncharacterized. The record is from RefSeq and is a predicted model, not a curated record. Lineage: Eukaryota; Metazoa; Brachiopoda; Lingulata; Lingulida; Lingulidae.
UCUUCAUAACUCCAAUUAUCGUUUAAGUCGACCAAAUCUUGCGGAACGGAUUUCUUCAUUCUGAUCGCUGUUAUCACAACAUAAUUUAACGUCUGUGAAUCUCCGUGUCGUGCUAACCCUGGAGUUUUAAAAAGCCAUAUCAUGUUACACUUACAGGCUGGAAUUGAGUUGGUCUCAGACCAGGGUUUAACGAUAACGUGCUGAAUCAUCUACCCUAAGAACAUGGAUGAAACCAAUUUGAUCAUUUGCAUAAUCAGGAGGUUAGGCAUUAGAUGCGCAUUAUGCAUUUCAGACAGACGUUCAUGACAUUCAAGAUGAAUGCUGCAAAGAUUUCCACGUUGGUUUUCCUGUUUGCUGUGGUCGGACAAGGUGAAAGUGGUAGAAGAGCGCCGCCUGGCCCCCCGCCAUGCCCUCUUCAGCCACCCAAGGUAUGGGUGUUUGAGAUGCCAAUCUAUCCCCCUCCGCUGUCAUACCUAAAUUCCUCUGGAGGUUUUACAGGGCUUUACAGUGAACUUUUGCAGGCAGUUUGCGAGAUAGCUGAAAAAGAAUGUGAUUACACAACAAUACCGGUGCAGCAAUGUAUGGAAGCUGGCCCUAGCGGAGAAAAUAUAGCCGGGGAAGGUCUGAUGGCAGAAUGGUUUGACGGCUGUUUUGGCUACGGGAUCACCACAGAACGCCAGCAACAAGUGGAGUUCUCCAAUCCGUUUUCAACAUUAAAAUCCAACAUGAUGGUCCUGCCAAGCAGUCCUUUGGUUGAAACACAGAACGUGACUGGGAAGAUAGUCGUGUUUGCUGGGGGCACAUUGUCUUCGCCCCAGUGCCUCAUAAACCAUGGCGUGACGGGUUUUGAGGCAAUCUUCGUAAAUGGACACGCUGCAGGGUUGGAGGCCCUUGAAAGCGGUGAAGCGGACGCUUUAUUCAACAGUAACAAUGCACUGAACACAGAAAGUGCAGAACUCGUCAUCAUCAACCCAGCCGGAGCAGGCACCGAUCCCGACAUGCAGUGCAUUUCCGGUACCGCCCUUAUGACCAAAAAAGGCAGCGAGGCCAUUGAUUGGUGGAAUGAGGCGUUGGAGACGUACAAGGCUUCUGGGGAGUUCUUAAGUUUGUGUGAGAAGUACCUGGAAAUUGGGCGGCAGUUGUACUUCGACAAGAUAGGGAGUUAUCCCGAGGGAGCCAAUGUUCACGAUAUUUGUUUUCUAGACUAAUUGACCAUGUAAAUGAUGAUAUGGCAGUGAGAGGCACUUAAAACUCUUUGAGCAAUAGAGAAAUUAAUACUCAGAGAGAUCAGACCAAAUAUUUUAAGUUGACUGUAAUGUUGAAAACAUGCAUGUCACUAAUUCUAGAUGGUAUUUAUAGAAUGGGGUAUAAAAAUGAACCAAAUAA